AUGCCGGACCAUAUGGGGGCUCCACUCAUGCCUCGUACAUAUGGCUCUCAAAUGGGGUCACAGGCUGUCACUAUCACCCCAGCAACAGCUCCUCUACACACUCAUCUGUCCACAAACACAGUCUCCUUCAGGGUGCGUCACUGCCCAGUGUCGUGCAGAGCGGCGGUCUUCACGCAGCAGCCCACAGACCUGGUGGUGGUGGCGGGGCAGCCGGUCACUCUGCCCUGCUCCAUCCCCGGGUACCAGGGCAUGGUCCUCUGGCUCAGAGACGGGAUGGCCCUGGGAGUCAACCGCGAUCUGUCAGGUUACCCCAGAUAUAACAUCGUAGGAGACCACGGUAAAGGAGAGUUCCACCUGCUGAUCCAGAGGACAGACAUUCAGGACGAUGCCUUCUUCGAGUGCCAGGCCAUCCAGGCGGCCAUCAGGUCCCGCCCAGCCCGCCUCACCGUACUGGUGCCUCCUGACGAUCCGGUGAUAGUCGGAGCUCCUGUGGUGAGCCUGAGAGCCGGGGAUCACCUGAACCUCACGUGCCACGCCGACAACGCCAAACCUGCCGCCUCCAUCAUCUGGAUCCGGAACGGGCUGGUGCUGAGCGGGGCCAUGUACUCCAAGACGCUGCUCCGAGACGGGAAGAGGGAGAGCACGGUGAGCACCCUGUACCUGUCUCCCUCCAACAUCGAGUCUGGGCAGCACAUCACCUGCAGGGCGAGCAACAAGGCAGCACCCAACGGGAAGGACGCCACCGUCACCAUAGACAUUCAACAUCUGCCCAUUGUGAACCUGACAGUGGAGCCUCAGCCUGUUCUGGAGGGAAACCUCGUCCGAUUCCUGUGCAGAGCCAAGGCCAACCCCCCGGUCAUCUACUACAGAUGGGCCAAAGGGGGCAGUGUGAUCCCGGACGUGACCGGAGACACGUAUGAGGCGGUGGUGGAUUACUCCUUCUUCACGGAGCCGGUUUCCUGUGAGGUCACCAAUGCUCUGGGACACACCAACAUCAGCCGCAACGUGGACGUCUACUUUGGUCCGAGGAUGGCGGCCGAACCCCAGUCUCUGCAGGUGGACCUGGGCUCUGACGCCGUCUUCAGCUGUGCCUGGUCUGGAAACCCGUCGCUCACGAUCGUGUGGAUGAAGAAAGGCUCAGGAGUGGUGCUUAGCAACAAGAACACACUGACCCUGAAAGCGGUGAAGCAAGAGGAUGCCGGGAAGUACUUGUGCCGGGCCGUGGUCCCCAGAGUGGGAGCAGCGGAGAAGGAAGUGUCCCUCACCGUCAAUGGUCCUCCCACUAUCUCCAGCACGCAGACCCAGCAGGCGCUCUACGGAGAGAAGGGCCAGAUCAAGUGCUUCAUACGCAGCACCCCACCGCCGGAUCGCAUCGCGUGGUCGUGGAAGGAGACGGUUCUGGAGUCGGGUACAUCGGGUCGGUACACAGUGGAGACGGUGAGCACAGAGGACGGGGUCAUCUCCACUUUAACCAUGAGUAACAUCGUCCCCGCGGACUUCCAGACCAUCUACAACUGCACCGCCUGGAACAGCUUCGGCUCAGACACCGAGAUCAUACGCCUCAAAGAGCAAGAGACGCUGAGGCUGGCUGUGAUCAUCGGAGUGGCUGUGGGGGCGUUCCUGGCUCUGUCCAUUCUGCUGGGGACGCUGGGAGCCUUCUGCUGCACCCGCUUUCAGAGAAAAGAUGUCCACCUGGUGAUGUCCUCGCUGCCCGUGUCCCUGUCGCGCCAACGAGACGGAAAAACGGAGAAUCUCAAAGGACAGGCCACGGCAAAAAACGACAUCCGUGUGGAGAUCGUGCACAAAGAUCACAACGCAGCACGAGAGAACGAGGAGCACGCCAACAUGAAGCAGAUGAUGAUAGACCGAGGGGAGUUCCAACAGGAGCCUGUCCUGAAGCAGCUGGAGGUGCUCCCAGAGGAGGAGAAGGAGUUCCAGCACAUCAAGGACCCCACCAAUGGCUACUACAGUGUCAACACCUUCAACGAGCACCAUGCCACCCCCACCAUGUCCCUGACCUCCAGCCAGACGCCCGACGUUGUGCGCAGCCCUCCAUCCGGCUCCAUGACCAUCGGCAAACAGAGAGUACCCACCGGCAUGUCCUUCACCAACAUCUACAACACUCUGGGGGCAGGACCAAACCGUCUCUAUGACUACGGCCAGCGCUUCGUCCUGGGCAUGGGCAGCAGCUCCAUCGAGCUGUGCGAGCGUGAGUUCCAGCGCAGCUCCCUCAGCGACUCCAGCUCCUUCAUCGACACUCAGUGCGACAGCAGCGUCAGCAGCUACAGCAAACAGGACGGAUACGUGCAGUUUGACAAGGACAGCAAGACUUCAGCCAGCUCCUCCUCCCACUACUCCCAGUCUUCCUCCCAGAACUCAGACCUGACCAGGCCCCUGCAGAAACGCAUGCAGACCCACGUGUAA
Boleophthalmus pectinirostris (great blue-spotted mudskipper) is the source of this 2424-nucleotide messenger RNA. RefSeq names its product kin of IRRE-like protein 3. Gene Ontology annotation, cellular component: cell-cell junction. Gene Ontology annotation, biological process: synapse assembly; cell-cell adhesion. The record is from RefSeq and is a predicted model, not a curated record. The transcript is spliced from 16 exons. Lineage: Eukaryota; Metazoa; Chordata; Actinopteri; Gobiiformes; Gobiidae. Gene Ontology annotation, molecular function: cell adhesion molecule binding. Bases 1 to 2424 code for a protein of 807 amino acids.